Messenger RNA from Danaus plexippus (monarch butterfly), 1105 nucleotides. RefSeq names its product U3 small nucleolar ribonucleoprotein protein IMP4. NCBI's taxonomy places the organism in Eukaryota, Metazoa, Arthropoda, Insecta, Lepidoptera, Nymphalidae. Gene Ontology annotation, cellular component: nucleolus; small-subunit processome; Mpp10 complex. The record is from RefSeq and is a predicted model, not a curated record. Gene Ontology annotation, molecular function: snoRNA binding; rRNA primary transcript binding. Gene Ontology annotation, biological process: rRNA processing. The coding region runs from base 142 to 1068 and encodes 308 amino acids. The transcript has 6 exons.
CGUGUAUCCGAACGCGUAACUGUCAAACCACACGUGCUUUUAAGCCGUGUCAAAGUCACUAGUAAUCAAAUAAAAUAAAAUCGAAGAAGCGUGUUAUUAUUUUAAUGUUACAAAGUUAACUAAAACUAUAACAAAAAAAAUAUGCUCCGACGGCAGGCGCGUUUGCGCCGUGAAUAUCUGUAUAGGAAAUCAGUGGAGGACAAACAGAAGAGUAUCCAAGCAAAGAAAGAUCAAUUGAAACGUAGCUUAGAAGAAAACAUUCCGAUACACGGGGAUCUAAGAAAAGAGGCGCUCGCUUUACAGAAGAGAAUAGAAUACGAAGAUAAAGGUCCGGAGAGAGUUGCGGUGAUCGGUGGUUUCAGUGGUGGCGCUAACACCUUGAAUUCACAGGAUGAUGAAUACAGAUAUGCUGGUGUCGAGGAUCCUAAGAUCAUGAUAACCACCUCCAGAGAACCGAGCGCCAGGCUGAAGAUGUUUGUCAAGGAAUUAAGACUAAUCUUCCCGAACAGCCAGCGAAUGAAUCGCGGUGGUUAUGAAAUGUCUCAGCUGAUCCACGCCUGCCGAGCUAAUGACGUAACGGACUUCAUCGUAGUACAUGAACACAGAGGCAUACCUGACAGCCUGGUAAUCUGUCACCUGCCCUAUGGACCGACAGCAUCAUUUACCCUGUCAGGAGUUGUCAUGCGACAUGACAUACCAGAUAUUGGUCCGAUGUCCGAACAAUUCCCUCAUCUGAUAUUUCACAACUUCAAGACCGAUCUUGGCUUAAGGACGAUGAGCAUCUUAAAAUAUUUGUUCCCUGUACCAAAACCGGAUUCAAAAAGGGUUAUAACCUUCGCAAAUAAUGAUGAUUACAUCUGCUUCAGACAACACACAUACAAAAAGUCUGGCAAAGAAAUUGAACUGUCAGAAAUCGGACCACGUUUCCAAAUGAAGUUGUACGAAAUAAAAUUGGGUACUCUGGAAGCUUUGGACGCAGCAGACACGGAAUGGGCAUUGAGACCUUACAUGAACACAUCCAGCAAGAGACGGUUCCUGAGUAACGAUGACGGCUGGACAGAGGAGUGACAUAUCAUACAUAAUUAUAUAUUAACAAACAAACAAA